AUGGGAGGGUGCCACGUGGCGUGGCUCCUCAGUGCUGCUGGCCAAAGAGGCGCAGCAGGCAGAGGCUUGGAGAGGCACGGUCCAGAGCAGCAGCUGCAGGCAGCAAGGGGGGAGGGAUUCGGGGAGAUGAGGUGCGGCACUGCGGCUGUGCGGUGCAGAGGUGCGGCACUGCGGCUGUGCGGUGCAGAGGUGCGGCACUGCGGCUGUGCGGUGCAGAGGUGCGGCACUGCGGCUGUGCGGUGCAGAGGUGCGGCACUGCGGCUGUGCGGUGCAGAGGUGCGGCACUGCGGCUGUGCGGUGCAGAGGUGCGGCACUGCGGCUGUGCGGUGCAGAGGUGCGGCACUGCGGCUGUGCGGUGCAGAGGUGCGGCACUGCGGCUGUGCGGUGCAGAGGUGCGGCACUGCGGCUGUGCGGUGCAGAGGUGCGGCACUGCGGCUGUGCGGUGCAGAGGUGCGGCACUGCGGCUGUGCGGUGCAGAGGUGCGGCACUGCGGCUGUGCGGUGCAGAGGUGCGGCACUGCGGCUGUGCGGUGCAGAGGUGCGGCACUGCGGCUGUGCGGUGCAGAGGUGCGGCACUGCGGCUGUGCGGUGCAGAGGUGCGGCACUGCGGCUGUGCGGUGCAGAGGUGCGGCACUGCGGCUGUGCGGUGCAGAGGUGCGGCACUGCGGCUGUGCGGUGCAGAGGUGCGGCACUGCGGCUGUGCGGUGCAGAGGUGCGGCACUGCGGCUGUGCGGUGCAGAGGUGCGGCACUGCGGCUGUGCGGUGCAGAGGUGCGGCACUGCGGCUGUGCGGUGCAGAGGUGCGGCACUGCGGCUGUGCGGUGCAGAGGUGCGGCACUGCGGCUGUGCGGUGCAGAGGUGCGGCACUGCGGCUGUGCGGUGCAGAGGUGCGGCACUGCGGCUGUGCGGUGCAGAGGUGCGGCACUGCGGCUGUGCGGUGCAGAGGUGCGGCACUGCGGCUGUGCGGUGCAGAGGUGCGGCACUGCGGCUGUGCGGUGCAGAGGUGCGGCACUGCGGCUGUGCGGUGCAGAGGUGCGGCACUGCGGCUGUGCGGUGCAGAGGUGCGGCACUGCGGCUGUGCGGUGCAGAGGUGCGGCACUGCGGCUGUGCGGUGCAGAGGUGCGGCACUGCGGCUGUGCGGUGCAGAGGUGCGGCACUGCGGCUGUGCGGUGCAGAGGUGCGGCACUGCGGCUGUGCGGUGCAGAGGUGCGGCACUGCGGCUGUGCGGUGCAGAGGUGCGGCACUGCGGCUGUGCGGUGCAGAGGUGCGGCACUGCGGCUGUGCGGUGCAGAGGUGCGGCACUGCGGCUGUGCGGUGCAGAGGUGCGGCACUGCGGCUGUGCGGUGCAGAGGUGCGGCACUGCGGCUGUGCGGUGCAGAGGUGCGGCACUGCGGCUGUGCGGUGCAGAGGUGCGGCACUGCGGCUGUGCGGUGCAGAGGUGCGGCACUGCGGCUGUGCGGUGCAGAGGUGCGGCACUGCGGCUGUGCGGUGCAGAGGUGCGGCACUGCGGCUGUGCGGUGCAGAGGUGCGGCACUGCGGCUGUGCGGUGCAGAGGUGCGGCACUGCGGCUGUGCGGUGCAGAGGUGCGGCACUGCGGCUGUGCGGUGCAGAGGUGCGGCACUGCGGCUGUGCGGUGCAGAGGUGCGGCACUGCGGCUGUGCGGUGCAGAGGUGCGGCACUGCGGCUGUGCGGUGCAGAGGUGCGGCACUGCGGCUGUGCGGUGCAGAGGUGCGGCACUGCGGCUGUGCGGUGCAGAGGUGCGGCACUGCGGCUGUGCGGUGCAGAGGUGCGGCACUGCGGCUGUGCGGUGCAGAGGUGCGGCACUGCGGCUGUGCGGUGCAGAGGUGCGGCACUGCGGCUGUGCGGUGCAGAGGUGCGGCACUGCGGCUGUGCGGUGCAGAGGUGCGGCACUGCGGCUGUGCGGUGCAGAGGUGCGGCACUGCGGCUGUGCGGUGCAGAGGUGCGGCACUGCGGCUGUGCGGUGCAGAGGUGCGGCACUGCGGCUGUGCGGUGCAGAGGUGCGGCACUGCGGCUGUGCGGUGCAGAGGUGCGGCACUGCGGCUGUGCGGUGCAGAGGUGCGGCACUGCGGCUGUGCGGUGCAGAGGUGCGGCACUGCGGCUGUGCGGUGCAGAGGUGCGGCACUGCGGCUGUGCGGUGCAGAGGUGCGGCACUGCGGCUGUGCGGUGCAGAGGUGCGGCACUGCGGCUGUGCGGUGCAGAGGUGCGGCACUGCGGCUGUGCGGUGCAGAGGUGCGGCACUGCGGCUGUGCGGUGCAGAGGUGCGGCACUGCGGCUGUGCGGUGCAGAGGUGCGGCACUGCGGCUGUGCGGUGCAGAGGUGCGGCACUGCGGCUGUGCGGUGCAGAGGUGCGGCACUGCGGCUGUGCGGUGCAGAGGUGCGGCACUGCGGCUGUGCGGUGCAGAGGUGCGGCACUGCGGCUGUGCGGUGCAGAGGUGCGGCACUGCGGCUGUGCGGUGCAGAGGUGCGGCACUGCGGCUGUGCGGUGCAGAGGUGCGGCACUGCGGCUGUGCGGUGCAGAGGUGCGGCACUGCGGCUGUGCGGUGCAGAGGUGCGGCACUGCGGCUGUGCGGUGCAGAGGUGCGGCACUGCGGCUGUGCGGUGCAGAGGUGCGGCACUGCGGCUGUGCGGUGCAGAGGUGCGGCACUGCGGCUGUGCGGUGCAGAGGUGCGGCACUGCGGCUGUGCGGUGCAGAGGUGCGGCACUGCGGCUGUGCGGUGCAGAGGUGCGGCACUGCGGCUGUGCGGUGCAGAGGUGCGGCACUGCGGCUGUGCGGUGCAGAGGUGCGGCACUGCGGCUGUGCGGUGCAGAGGUGCGGCACUGCGGCUGUGCGGUGCAGAGGUGCGGCACUGCGGCUGUGCGGUGCAGAGGUGCGGCACUGCGGCUGUGCGGUGCAGAGGUGCGGCACUGCGGCUGUGCGGUGCAGAGGUGCGGCACUGCGGCUGUGCGGUGCAGAGGUGCGGCACUGCGGCUGUGCGGUGCAGAGGUGCGGCACUGCGGCUGUGCGGUGCAGAGGUGCGGCACUGCGGCUGUGCGGUGCAGAGGUGCGGCACUGCGGCUGUGCGGUGCAGAGGUGCGGCACUGCGGCUGUGCGGUGCAGAGGUGCGGCACUGCGGCUGUGCGGUGCAGAGGUGCGGCACUGCGGCUGUGCGGUGCAGAGGUGCGGCACUGCGGCUGUGCGGUGCAGAGGUGCGGCACUGCGGCUGUGCGGUGCAGAGGUGCGGCACUGCGGCUGUGCGGUGCAGAGGUGCGGCACUGCGGCUGUGCGGUGCAGAGGUGCGGCACUGCGGCUGUGCGGUGCAGAGGUGCGGCACUGCGGCUGUGCGGUGCAGAGGUGCGGCACUGCGGCUGUGCGGUGCAGAGGUGCGGCACUGCGGCUGUGCGGUGCAGAGGUGCGGCACUGCGGCUGUGCGGUGCAGAGGUGCGGCACUGCGGCUGUGCGGUGCAGAGGUGCGGCACUGCGGCUGUGCGGUGCAGAGGUGCGGCACUGCGGCUGUGCGGUGCAGAGGUGCGGCACUGCGGCUGUGCGGUGCAGAGGUGCGGCACUGCGGCUGUGCGGUGCAGAGGUGCGGCACUGCGGCUGUGCGGUGCAGAGGUGCGGCACUGCGGCUGUGCGGUGCAGAGGUGCGGCACUGCGGCUGUGCGGUGCAGAGGUGCGGCACUGCGGCUGUGCGGUGCAGAGGUGCGGCACUGCGGCUGUGCGGUGCAGAGGUGCGGCACUGCGGCUGUGCGGUGCAGAGGUGCGGCACUGCGGCUGUGCGGUGCAGAGGUGCGGCACUGCGGCUGUGCGGUGCAGAGGUGCGGCACUGCGGCUGUGCGGUGCAGAGGUGCGGCACUGCGGCUGUGCGGUGCAGAGGUGCGGCACUGCGGCUGUGCGGUGCAGAGGUGCGGCACUGCGGCUGUGCGGUGCAGAGGUGCGGCACUGCGGCUGUGCGGUGCAGAGGUGCGGCACUGCGGCUGUGCGGUGCAGAGGUGCGGCACUGCGGCUGUGCGGUGCAGAGGUGCGGCACUGCGGCUGUGCGGUGCAGAGGUGCGGCACUGCGGCUGUGCGGUGCAGAGGUGCGGCACUGCGGCUGUGCGGUGCAGAGGUGCGGCACUGCGGCUGUGCGGUGCAGAGGUGCGGCACUGCGGCUGUGCGGUGCAGAGGUGCGGCACUGCGGCUGUGCGGUGCAGAGGUGCGGCACUGCGGCUGUGCGGUGCAGAGGUGCGGCACUGCGGCUGUGCGGUGCAGAGGUGCGGCACUGCGGCUGUGCGGUGCAGAGGUGCGGCACUGCGGCUGUGCGGUGCAGAGGUGCGGCACUGCGGCUGUGCGGUGCAGAGGUGCGGCACUGCGGCUGUGCGGUGCAGAGGUGCGGCACUGCGGCUGUGCGGUGCAGAGGUGCGGCACUGCGGCUGUGCGGUGCAGAGGUGCGGCACUGCGGCUGUGCGGUGCAGAGGUGCGGCACUGCGGCUGUGCGGUGCAGAGGUGCGGCACUGCGGCUGUGCGGUGCAGAGGUGCGGCACUGCGGCUGUGCGGUGCAGAGGUGCGGCACUGCGGCUGUGCGGUGCAGAGGUGCGGCACUGCGGCUGUGCGGUGCAGAGGUGCGGCACUGCGGCUGUGCGGUGCAGAGGUGCGGCACUGCGGCUGUGCGGUGCAGAGGUGCGGCACUGCGGCUGUGCGGUGCAGAGGUGCGGCACUGCGGCUGUGCGGUGCAGAGGUGCGGCACUGCGGCUGUGCGGUGCAGAGGUGCGGCACUGCGGCUGUGCGGUGCAGAGGUGCGGCACUGCGGCUGUGCGGUGCAGAGGUGCGGCACUGCGGCUGUGCGGUGCAGAGGUGCGGCACUGCGGCUGUGCGGUGCAGAGGUGCGGCACUGCGGCUGUGCGGUGCAGAGGUGCGGCACUGCGGCUGUGCGGUGCAGAGGUGCGGCACUGCGGCUGUGCGGUGCAGAGGUGCGGCACUGCGGCUGUGCGGUGCAGAGGUGCGGCACUGCGGCUGUGCGGUGCAGAGGUGCGGCACUGCGGCUGUGCGGUGCAGAGGUGCGGCACUGCGGCUGUGCGGUGCAGAGGUGCGGCACUGCGGCUGUGCGGUGCAGAGGUGCGGCACUGCGGCUGUGCGGUGCAGAGGUGCGGCACUGCGGCUGUGCGGUGCAGAGGUGCGGCACUGCGGCUGUGCGGUGCAGAGGUGCGGCACUGCGGCUGUGCGGUGCAGAGGUGCGGCACUGCGGCUGUGCGGUGCAGAGGUGCGGCACUGCGGCUGUGCGGUGCAGAGGUGCGGCACUGCGGCUGUGCGGUGCAGAGGUGCGGCACUGCGGCUGUGCGGUGCAGAGGUGCGGCACUGCGGCUGUGCGGUGCAGAGGUGCGGCACUGCGGCUGUGCGGUGCAGAGGUGCGGCACUGCGGCUGUGCGGUGCAGAGGUGCGGCACUGCGGCUGUGCGGUGCAGAGGUGCGGCACUGCGGCUGUGCGGUGCAGAGGUGCGGCACUGCGGCUGUGCGGUGCAGAGGUGCGGCACUGCGGCUGUGCGGUGCAGAGGUGCGGCACUGCGGCUGUGCGGUGCAGAGGUGCGGCACUGCGGCUGUGCGGUGCAGAGGUGCGGCACUGCGGCUGUGCGGUGCAGAGGUGCGGCACUGCGGCUGUGCGGUGCAGAGGUGCGGCACUGCGGCUGUGCGGUGCAGAGGUGCGGCACUGCGGCUGUGCGGUGCAGAGGUGCGGCACUGCGGCUGUGCGGUGCAGAGGUGCGGCACUGCGGCUGUGCGGUGCAGAGGUGCGGCACUGCGGCUGUGCGGUGCAGAGGUGCGGCACUGCGGCUGUGCGGUGCAGAGGUGCGGCACUGCGGCUGUGCGGUGCAGAGGUGCGGCACUGCGGCUGUGCGGUGCAGAGGUGCGGCACUGCGGCUGUGCGGUGCAGAGGUGCGGCACUGCGGCUGUGCGGUGCAGAGGUGCGGCACUGCGGCUGUGCGGUGCAGAGGUGCGGCACUGCGGCUGUGCGGUGCAGAGGUGCGGCACUGCGGCUGUGCGGUGCAGAGGUGCGGCACUGCGGCUGUGCGGUGCAGAGGUGCGGCACUGCGGCUGUGCGGUGCAGAGGUGCGGCACUGCGGCUGUGCGGUGCAGAGGUGCGGCACUGCGGCUGUGCGGUGCAGAGGUGCGGCACUGCGGCUGUGCGGUGCAGAGGUGCGGCACUGCGGCUGUGCGGUGCAGAGGUGCGGCACUGCGGCUGUGCGGUGCAGAGGUGCGGCACUGCGGCUGUGCGGUGCAGAGGUGCGGCACUGCGGCUGUGCGGUGCAGAGGUGCGGCACUGCGGCUGUGCGGUGCAGAGGUGCGGCACUGCGGCUGUGCGGUGCAGAGGUGCGGCACUGCGGCUGUGCGGUGCAGAGGUGCGGCACUGCGGCUGUGCGGUGCAGAGGUGCGGCACUGCGGCUGUGCGGUGCAGAGGUGCGGCACUGCGGCUGUGCGGUGCAGAGGUGCGGCACUGCGGCUGUGCGGUGCAGAGGUGCGGCACUGCGGCUGUGCGGUGCAGAGGUGCGGCACUGCGGCUGUGCGGUGCAGAGGUGCGGCACUGCGGCUGUGCGGUGCAGAGGUGCGGCACUGCGGCUGUGCGGUGCAGAGGUGCGGCACUGCGGCUGUGCGGUGCAGAGGUGCGGCACUGCGGCUGUGCGGUGCAGAGGUGCGGCACUGCGGCUGUGCGGUGCAGAGGUGCGGCACUGCGGCUGUGCGGUGCAGAGGUGCGGCACUGCGGCUGUGCGGUGCAGAGGUGCGGCACUGCGGCUGUGCGGUGCAGAGGUGCGGCACUGCGGCUGUGCGGUGCAGAGGUGCGGCACUGCGGCUGUGCGGUGCAGAGGUGCGGCACUGCGGCUGUGCGGUGCAGAGGUGCGGCACUGCGGCUGUGCGGUGCAGAGGUGCGGCACUGCGGCUGUGCGGUGCAGAGGUGCGGCACUGCGGCUGUGCGGUGCAGAGGUGCGGCACUGCGGCUGUGCGGUGCAGAGGUGCGGCACUGCGGCUGUGCGGUGCAGAGGUGCGGCACUGCGGCUGUGCGGUGCAGAGGUGCGGCACUGCGGCUGUGCGGUGCAGAGGUGCGGCACUGCGGCUGUGCGGUGCAGAGGUGCGGCACUGCGGCUGUGCGGUGCAGAGGUGCGGCACUGCGGCUGUGCGGUGCAGAGGUGCGGCACUGCGGCUGUGCGGUGCAGAGGUGCGGCACUGCGGCUGUGCGGUGCAGAGGUGCGGCACUGCGGCUGUGCGGUGCAGAGGUGCGGCACUGCGGCUGUGCGGUGCAGAGGUGCGGCACUGCGGCUGUGCGGUGCAGAGGUGCGGCACUGCGGCUGUGCGGUGCAGAGGUGCGGCACUGCGGCUGUGCGGUGCAGAGGUGUGCAAUUGUGAUAGCACCUGGUUGA
Messenger RNA from Closterium sp. Naga37s-1, 7380 nucleotides. The record is from the annotation of a GenBank genome assembly. Lineage: Eukaryota; Viridiplantae; Streptophyta; Zygnematophyceae; Desmidiales; Closteriaceae.